This is a messenger RNA of Rangifer tarandus platyrhynchus (Svalbard reindeer), 618 nucleotides long. Lineage: Eukaryota; Metazoa; Chordata; Mammalia; Artiodactyla; Cervidae. The record is from the annotation of a GenBank genome assembly.
AUGCCACCGCCUGGCCUCCUGGGCUCAGGUCUGCUGGCUUCCCGGGAACACGGAGGUGGUAUCAUCUUCACCUUCACGGAGGUGAAGGUCACCCUGGGCUCUCGGAGGGUCCAGGGAGUGUCCUUGUGGGGCGGGUGGGUGGUAGAUGAACUCUUUCUGGAAGGUCUGGGUCAGAACACUAAUGAGCAUCCUCCUCCAGGCCUCCCCCCCCGGCCCCGGCACCCAGGUGGUCUGCGGGCAGUGGCUCUUCCCAGCCCUUUUUUGGGGACACUGGUCUCCGUAGCAUCCGUGCUCAAUGACGCAUUAAUAGUGCACACCUGUCCUUGCUGCUGUGCCCUCCACAUCCAGCCACCCUCCAGGAGUCACCUUGAUGUGCAUUUGAGCUCGUUCACAGCCAUCUCAGCAGAUUUGGCCACACCUAGAAGAUGCUCUCAACCGCGUUGUGUAGACUGUUAUCCAGUGCAGCCUUGGAAGAAAGGCUUCACAUCUACUCUUUUCCUUCAUAUUAAUAGAACAAAAUUGCGUACUGAGCCGGGGGUAUCCUGCAGGGCUUGGGGGCUUGUGGGGCUUGGAGAGUGGGCCUCCCAAUGCAGGGGGCUGGAACCCAGGCAUCCCUGA